AACAAACGAUGAAUCACGUAGUACAUAGAAGGGGAGGCUAUAGAAUAUAGAGAAGAGAGAGCACUAUAUUAGUUUCAAUUCUGAAGUAUUAAGAAUCAGAAGAUAUAUUGUUUUGUUUACGACAAAUAUUUUUUUUUUAAUUAAAUAAUAUAAUUUUAAAAUCAUGAAGUUAUUUUUGAUUUUAUUUAUAACAAUAUUUACAACAGCACAUGCUGUAUCAUUUUUUGAAUUAGUUAAUCAAGAAUGGAUGACAUUUAAGAUGGAACAUAAAAAAGUAUAUAAAUCUGAUGUUGAAGAAAGAUUCAGGAUGAAAAUAUUUAUGGAUAACAAACAUAAAAUUGCUAAACAUAAUAGCAAUUAUGAAAUGAAAAAAGUUUCAUAUAAAUUAAAAAUGAAUAAAUAUGGAGAUAUGCUUCAUCAUGAGUUUGUAAAUAUAUUAAAUGGUUUCAAUAAAUCAAUAAAUACUCAAUUAAGAUCUGAAAGAUUACCUGUAGGUGCUUCAUUUAUCGAGCCAGCAAAUGUAGUAUUGCCAAAAAAAGUUGAUUGGAGAAAAGAAGGUGCUGUAACUCCAGUUAAAGAUCAAGGCCAUUGUGGAUCAUGUUGGUCAUUUUCUGCAACUGGGGCUUUGGAAGGUCAACAUUUUCGACGAACAGGAGUAUUAGUUUCAUUAAGUGAACAAAAUUUAAUUGAUUGUUCUGGAAAAUAUGGUAAUAAUGGAUGCAAUGGAGGAUUGAUGGAUCAAGCUUUUCAAUAUAUUAAAGAUAAUAAAGGUUUAGAUACAGAAGCUUCUUAUCCAUAUGAAGCUGAAAAUGAUAAAUGCAGAUACAAUCCAGCAAAUAGUGGUGCCAUUGAUGUUGGUUACAUAGAUAUCCCAACAGGAGAUGAAAAAUUACUUAAAGCAGCAGUUGCUACUAUAGGUCCAGUUUCUGUUGCUAUUGAUGCUUCUCAUCAAUCUUUUCAAUUUUAUUCAGAAGGUGUUUAUUAUGAACCAGAAUGUUCUUCAGAAGAAUUAGAUCAUGGAGUAUUAGUAAUAGGAUAUGGUACUAAUGAAAAUGGUCAAGAUUAUUGGCUAGUAAAAAAUAGUUGGGGUGAAACGUGGGGUAAUAAUGGAUAUAUCAAAAUGGCUAGGAAUAAAUUAAAUCAUUGUGGUAUUGCUUCUAGUGCUAGCUAUCCUCUUGUUGGUUCUAAAGGAUUACUUUAAAAGAAGUAGAGAUAACACAACAUAAAAAGUGGAAAAA
Messenger RNA from Apis mellifera (honey bee), 1238 nucleotides. Its product is annotated as cathepsin L1. Bases 164 to 1201 code for a protein of 345 amino acids. The transcript has 7 exons. Gene Ontology annotation, cellular component: lysosome. Gene Ontology annotation, biological process: immune response. Lineage: Eukaryota; Metazoa; Arthropoda; Insecta; Hymenoptera; Apidae. The record is from RefSeq and is a predicted model, not a curated record. Gene Ontology annotation, molecular function: cysteine-type endopeptidase activity.